Molecule: messenger RNA, 747 nt
Organism: Seminavis robusta
Lineage: Eukaryota; Bacillariophyta; Bacillariophyceae; Naviculales; Naviculaceae
Source: the annotation of a GenBank genome assembly
AUGGCAACAACCACAGCAAUGAGAAUGAGAAUGGUUAUAUCUAGAAGUACAUGUAGCAACCUCCUGAUCUCGCUUUUCUAUUCGUGUCUGUGUUUGAUUGCGUGUCUUCCGACGAUUUUGGGUUCUCACUUUUCGACUGGCGACGAGAAUGUGUUUGGUAUGAACCUGGAGGCGUGCAGUACCGAAGGCAUGGCGGUUACGGGCCUCGAACGUGAUGGUCGUUGUGCCCAUCUCCAAUUCGACUCGAGAUCGCAUCCGAUUUGUGUCGAUCUCUCCACGUUUCCAACGUUUGAAACGGCGCCGGACGACGAGGUUGAGAUCUACGAGGAUGAACAAGGCGAGAAUAUUGAUGACGACGAUGACGACGACGAUGACGACGAAAGUCUAGACGAAAACCAUCGCCAGUUGUCCUUCUUUUCCUUCUUUCGAAACAAAAAGAAAGAGCAAUCCAAGGGACCAAAGGAAAACUUUUUUACACUCACGGGACAACCUAACUGGAUGCAAGAGCCAAUGCCAUGUACGGAUGAUCCACAAGAACAGUGCCCUAUACAGCAUUGGUGCGUCAAUGAGCGCGCCUUCGCAUUCUUUAUCGAACGAGUUGGAGGAUGCCACAACGUUGGAAACGUAGUUUGUUCGGCAACGAACUUGGCUGUCCUGGACGCCUACCAGAACGCUCUCGAGAAUAGCCAUGGAGGAGAAAAGGCGAAGGCUGCCUUGAAGUGUCUCAAAACCAAAUGUUGGAUAUGA